Molecule: messenger RNA, 1485 nt
Organism: Aspergillus candidus
Lineage: Eukaryota; Fungi; Ascomycota; Eurotiomycetes; Eurotiales; Aspergillaceae
Product: carotenoid oxygenase family protein
Exons: 5
Coding region: 1-1485 (494 amino acids)
Biological process (GO): carotene catabolic process
Molecular function (GO): carotenoid dioxygenase activity
Source: RefSeq, a predicted model, not a curated record
AUGUCCGUUCUUUCGCAAAAGCCCCAGAAAGAUUUUCCAAAUCGCCCGCAAUUUUCCGGGUUCAUGAAGCCAUGUCGAAUGGAAGGAGAAGUCCUCAAUCUGGAAGUCCAUGGCGAGAUCCCGGAAGACAUCGAUGGGACAUUCUAUCGGGUUAUGCCCGAUCCCCAGUUCUCGCCCUUCAUCGAGAAUGAUCCAUGGUUUAACGGCGACGGCAGUAUCAGCGCCUUCAAAAUCAAAGACGGAGUCGUCUCCUUCAAGCAGCGUUAUGUCCGAACAGAGAAAUUCGUCCGGGAACGAAAGGCUCAAAGAGCAUUGCUUGGCAAAUACCGCAACAAGUUCACCGAUGCCGUGGAAUUCGUGAGCCGCACCACUGCCAACACAAAUAUCGUUCACUUCAAUGGCAAAUUAUUGGCUCUGAAGGAAGACUCUCCACCAUAUGUGUUGGAUCCUCACACCCUCGAGACAAGCGGCCUAUAUGACUUCGAUGGACAGUUGCCCAGUUUGACAUUCACCGCACACCCGAAAUUCGACCCGCGCACGGGGGAGAUGCUCUGCUUCGGAUACGAAGCCAAGGGCGAUGGAACGCCUGAUAUAUGUUAUUACCGCAUUGGAUCCGACGGCAAUUUCUUGGAAACCGUGUGGUUGACUGCGCCUGUUGUGGCUAUGAUUCACGAUUUUGCUGUCACGGAAAACUGGGUCCUUUUCCCCAUCAUCCCUCAGGUCUGCGAUAUUGAGAGAAUGAAGCAGGGCGGCGAGCACUGGCAGUGGAGCCCCGAAACUCCAUUCUUCAUUGGAGUCCUCCCACGACGGGGAGCAAAGCCAUCCAAUCUCAAGUGGUUCCGCUACCAAAACUCAUUCCCGGGCCAUGUAGCGAACGCCUACGAAGACGAAUCCGGUAACGUCGUACUCGACCUCGGACUGAGCGAGAAAAACGUCUUCUUCUGGUGGCCGGAUGCGCAAGGAAACUCUCCUGAGCCGAGCUCCAUCCACUCCCAGCUAACCCGGUUCACCAUCGACCCCAAAUCCGAGGAUCUCAACUUGGUGAGCCCAACGGUUCUCCAAAGCGACAAUUCGGAGUUCUACCGCAUUGACGACCGCUUCGCCACCCAAUCGUACAAGCACUGCUUCUUCGACCUAAUGAACCCUGCCCUCGGAACUGAUUUUCCGACUAUCAUGCCUCAACUAGGUGGUGGAUACCCGCUGUAUAACGCUCUUGCGCACUUGAAUAUUGAAACUGGAGUGACAGAGAUCUACUGCCCGGGAAAGACACAUAUGGUGCAAGAACCAAUUUUCAUUCGGCGACGCGGCUCUACAGCUGAGGGCGAUGGGUAUGUUAUGGCUCUGGUGAAUAACUAUAUUUCCAUGUGCAGCGAGUUGCACCUGUUGGAUACCAGAGAGUUCACCAAGACAAAGGCUGUCAUCCUGCUGCCGCUUCGGUUGAGGCAGGGACUGCAUGGCAAUUGGGUUGAGGGCGAUGAAUUGUAG